AUGAACAGGAAAUAUUCACAUUUGGAUGCAUUACUAUCGAAAUUACUGAAUCAAGACAGUUUUAAAGAGAAUGUCAUUGUGGAUACUACAGUACCGAAAACAAAUAAUGUGAAUGAAAAUUAUUAUCAUUUAAAUUUAUCUAAUGGCAUUCUCAAUUGUAAAACGUUAAGACAUGUUUUCGUUUCAACUAUCACACGUUCAACUAGUUUACUUAAGAGAACAAAGCCUAGUACGAAAGUUAUACAGCAUUCUCAACUUUCUGUAGGAAAUUUCCAAUAA
Molecule: messenger RNA, 279 nt
Organism: Trichobilharzia szidati
Lineage: Eukaryota; Metazoa; Platyhelminthes; Trematoda; Strigeidida; Schistosomatidae
Source: the annotation of a GenBank genome assembly